AGCGACCCACACAGGGCCGACAUGUCCAAGUAAGGGUCUGCGCUGCUUUGCAGCAGCUAUUAAAAGACACUAACUGAUAAGAUGGGCUUUACAUAAAAACCCAACCCUGCAUCUCACCUUUGCUGAGUCCUCAUGCAGUCAUUCAGACAUGGCAAGUAAAAAGGCCUCCAACAAGAGACAGAGAGGAGCGCAGAAGUCCUCCUCCAAUGUCUUCUCCAUGUUCGAGCAGUCUCAGAUACAAGAGUUCAAGGAGGCUUUUGGCUGCAUUGACCAGGACAGAGAUGGUGUCAUCAAGAAGCAGGACCUGAGGGAGACCUACGCUCAGCUGGGGAAACUGAAUGUGAAAGAUGAGGAGCUGGACGAGAUGCUGAAUGAAGGGAAAGGUCCCAUCAACUUCACUGUGUUCCUGACUCUCUUUGGUGAGAAAAUCAACGGCACUGAUCCGGAAGACACCAUACUUGCUGCUUUCAAGCUUUUUGACCCAAAUGGGACUGGUUUCGUUAAUAAGGACGAAUUUAAAAGAUUACUGAUGACCCAGGCAGACAAAUUCACAGCAGAAGAGGUGGACCAGGCUCUCGCUCUCGCCCCCAUUGACCCCACGGGAAACAUUGACUACAAGUCGCUCUGCUACAUUAUCACACAUGGAGAUGAGAAGGAGGAAUCCUAAUGUUUUUAUUUGGAUGUUCAAAUCAAUAAAAGGUCAACCAAC
Messenger RNA from Oryzias melastigma (Indian medaka), 709 nucleotides. It is a transcript of the gene myl7, whose product is annotated as myosin, light chain 7, regulatory. Gene Ontology annotation, molecular function: calcium ion binding. The transcript has 7 exons. Gene Ontology annotation, cellular component: cytoplasm; myofibril. The record is from RefSeq and is a predicted model, not a curated record. Gene Ontology annotation, biological process: cardiac muscle tissue development; heart contraction. NCBI's taxonomy places the organism in Eukaryota, Metazoa, Chordata, Actinopteri, Beloniformes, Adrianichthyidae. Bases 149 to 667 code for a protein of 172 amino acids.